Molecule: messenger RNA, 4338 nt
Organism: Closterium sp. Naga37s-1
Lineage: Eukaryota; Viridiplantae; Streptophyta; Zygnematophyceae; Desmidiales; Closteriaceae
Source: the annotation of a GenBank genome assembly
AUGUACGCAUCAGACUGCGCCCUUCGGUCGCUGCUGUGUCGCCUACCGUCUACGGCAGUCAACAGCAGUCAACGACCCUCGCACCCGUUGACUCCUCGUUCUCGCGAAUCCAGGUCCAGCAUCUCUCCUCUCGUUAUCUCGUUGACCAGCCGUCAAACCCGGUCAGCGACAGUCAACGGCGGUGAGGGAUUCGCGCAUCCGCGCUCUUGGUCUCCCCUCUCGCAUAGGUCAGCUGAAGUCAACGAUGGUCAACGCGUGAUCCCCGACCCGUUGACUGGUCAACCUCACAGAUCCGCAGCGAUCCCUGUCACAGUUGGUCCCACAAGCUGGCAAUUGCAUGCGACUAGUGUCGCAGAUGUUCGCACAAGCAGACGAUCGCGUGCGAUCCGUGUUACUGAUCCCCGCGCAAGAAGCCAUGUUCGCGCGGAUGCCACUGCGGGGGGGAACGUGCCCGCGGAGGUGGCGGGGGGAGGAUUCGGAGGAAAGCUGGGGGGAAGCUCUGGCGGAAGCGCUGGCGGAGGAGGAAGGAUUGAGGAGUCGGCGGAAGGAUCGGGGGAGAUUAGCCAGCGGAGAUUAGAGAUCGCACGGGCGGCUUUGGCGGUGGUUCUAGUGCAGGACGAAGGGUUUAGCGAAGACCAGGCGAAGGCUGUGGCGAGAAACGUAACGGGUUUCGCGAAGUUCGUGUUAGAGCGAGAUGCUGACGAACAGGGGGCGGCUGAGCUUGAAAGGAAGCUCAGAGGCUCAGGGCUUGAACCAAGAAGCACACCAGAAGACGCACCUGAAAGCGAAGGAGCACAUGAAAAAACACCUGAAGGUACACCUGAGCGUGGAACAGAGGGCAGACCGGAGGGCAGAGGAGACCAUCCCUCAGUGGGGGACCACCCUUCACUAUUAGAACAGCCAGCAGGCAACCCCAAACCCUUCGGUAGGGUUGAGGGUUUAAACGGGGAUACGGGGGAUGCGACGGGAGGAAGGGGGGAUUGCGAGCAACAUUUGGGUGCAUUCGCGUGUGAAGGAGAAGGGGAAGGGGAGGGGGAGGAGGAGGAGGAGGGGGAUGGGGAACGGCAGGGGGAGGAGGAGGGGGAAGAGGAGCUGUUUUUGCGGCUGGUGAAUGUACUGAAAGGGAGGCGAGACAGGGGGGGUUAUGACGCGCAUUAUAAGGAGGAGGGGGUUGGGCGCGGGGAGGCAGCAGAGUGGGUGGUGGCAGCAGUGGUGGAGAGUGUUGGAGUGGCGUGGGGGAGAGCGCGACAGGUGGCGCGUGUGUGUGGGGGGGUGCGAGCGAAGAGAGUGUGGGAGAAAAUUGCUCUUCUCAGCAGCCUUCUCAACGCUGCCCCUGCAAAGACCAAUCGUGCCAUCAUCCAAUGUGAAAGUUCCUCUUCUGACAGCGGCAGCACCACCCCUGUAACCAGCACUAGCAGCACCACCCCUGUAACUAGCACUAGCAGCAGCACCACCCAUGUAACCAGCACCAGCAGCACCACCCCUGCCACUGUCACGCCAGCCAGCAACGGCAGGAGUGGUCGGAGCGAGGGGCGAGGAGAUUCGUUGUGGGAGGCUGUUGGUGCUGCUGGUAGUGCCAGUGGGGGGGACGAAGACAGGGAAGGGGAAGGAGGGGAGGAGAGGAGAGCUCAGGGGGUUAUCGAGGAAGAGAUGAGAAGAGGAAAGGAUGGAGGGGAGGAGGGGAGCGGUGAGGUGACAGGGAAUGGAGAGGAGGAGAGAGGGCAUAACGGUGGGGGGAAAGGGGAAGGUAGAGGGGUCGGAGUGGCUCCUGUUGGGCCGUUGAUUCAGCGCGCGAUCGGACGGCUGACAUUGAUCGCGAGGGAUGACGAUGUGCUGCUGCAGCAAUCUCUGGGCUUUUUCCAAAAGCUGGCAGCGCAGCGACGUGGCGUCGCGCUAUUGGACGACCCCUCCACUGCUCUGCCCGCCCUCGUUGCCGGUUUUCCAGAAUUUCUGGCAUGGGAAGAGCAACCCGAUGCUUCUGCCAAUGUGGAUGGGGAGGAUGGUUUGGAGGCAGACGGAAGGAAGGUCGAGGAGGGAGAAGGGUUCCUGGUUAAGGAAAGGCAGGAGCAAGAGACGGGAGAUCUAGCAAGCGGUGCUGCGCUUCCUCGCCCUGCACUGGGCUGUCAACCGCCCCACUCUCCGCCGCCUCCUCCUCUGCUCUGCCACCCCGCCCUCGCCCUCCACGUGCCCCCCCGCCCAUCCUCCUCUCGCCCUUCAUCCUCUCGCUAUUCCUCCGCUCGCCCCUCGCCCCGUGCUGCUGCCAGUCGGACAGGAAAGGGCAGGGAAAAGAAGGAGAGGAAGGGGGCAGUUGCUAUGGAAACUAAAUCAGAGUCAGAGUUGCCAGCUGCGUCUGUCUCCGAGUCAGAAGCAAAGAUCGAGUCAGUGUUGGGGAAAGAGGUGGCAUCAAAGUCAGAGUGGGAGGCGGAGCUUGAGUCGCAGAUGCUGGCAUGCAAGCGCCAACUUAAGCAGGUUUGCCUCAUUCACCCCCCCUCCCCCGAUACACGUGUAAAGACACCUCCCUUUGCACUGUUCCCUCGAAACCCCAAAACCUGUCUUGGCCAUUUCAGUCCCCUUUCUCUGCUCGCCCACCCCCGCUUCUCCCCCUCCACCCCCACACCAACCUCGCAUUCAUUCUCUGUCUCGGUGCCCUCAAACUUCCAAACCCCCUCGCCAUCACAGCUGGGAGUGCGAGUGCGUGAUCUGCCUCUCAUCAUCAAUCGCUUCCCUGUGGUGCUCUCCCUGUCGGUCUUCCUCAACGCACCAGUGGUCGCUGAUGCCAUCACCAACACUCUCAAGGUGCCAAUCAGCAAGGUCGAUCCAAUGCUCACACGCUGCCCCGAGCUGCUCUCGCUCUCUCCGGCCAACAGCAUCGCGCCAGCUGGCGUGUUCCUACAGGGCGUGGGUCUGACGCGCGGGGAGAUGGUGCGGGUGCUCUCUGCCAGCCCCUCACUGCUGUGCCGCCCCAGGCACCAACUGGGGGAGUCACUAGACUGGCUACAAGAAAACCUCUCCAUCCCGCCCCACGAGCUAGCUCACCUUGUCUUCCGCUGCCCCGGCCUGCUGUGCCUGUCGCCCGCGGUGCUGCACGGCAAGGCGGCGUUCCUCGCGGGGGAGGUGGCCGUGGUGGCAGCAGAGGAGGUGACCCGUGUGGUGUGCCGCUUCCCUGAGGUGCUCACCAUGAGCGUCAAUUCUAUGAGAAACAGGAUCUCCUACCUCUACUCCCGAGGAUUCUCCCGUGCUGACGUGGCAGGCAUGGUGGUUCGGUACCCACCGCUCCUGGGCUACAGCAUUGCCGCGGUGCUUCGGCCGAAGAUAGACUUCUGGCUCGAGGAGGACGAGGGGGGUUCGGACGAGGGCAAAGACAGAUCGGCUGAAACGAAUACCAGCACCAGGGCCACCAGCGCCAGAAGCAGCGGCACCCCCAGCAGCAGCAGCAGCACCACCACCACCAGUAGCAGUACAAGCAGUAGUUACUAUCCACGCUCGCGCUCUGACUUGGUGCUCUUCCCCAAGCUCUUCAGCUAUGCCCUCGACACCCGCAUCCGCCGCCGCCUGCGCGUGCUGGCCAGUCGCGGCCCGCCACGUGGCACCGCCACCAGCACCACUAACAGCACCGCCACCAGCACAAGCACCAGCACCAGCAGCACCACUAGCAGUACUAGUAGCAGGGGCAGCAUGAGCAGUGCUGAGGAGGCCAGGAAGAAGAGCAGGGAGAGGAGUCGGAGGCAACGAGAGCUGGUGUAUCUGCUGAGUUGUCCUGAGGAGAAGUUUGCUGCCCAGGUGCUUGGACUCAACUUCAUGCUUGUCCCCCUGCGCGCCCCUCAGGCCCCUGCUGCUAGUGCGAGUGUUCUGACUAGUGAUAAUGGCAGUGGUGGUGCUGGUGGUACUGCUGCUGCUGCCUUGCCCACUGCAAAUAGUGCUGAUCAAGCUGCAAGGCGUUUUCAAGGAGCCGUUGCCACUCGUCCAGGUUCGCGUCUGAGGUUUUCCGCAGAAGCAGAUAUUUUGGGGAGGGAAGCUUCCUCUAGAGGAGCUUCCCUCGCCUCUGCUACGGACAGGUCAGCAGAACCCACGGGCAGGUCACGUGUGACUGGUGCCAGAUCAGCAGCUACCUGGGGAUCAAGGAGAGGAGCAGAUGCCAUGGACCCACCAGUAUCUCUGCCAGGGGUGAUAUUGGGUGGAAAGGGGAGGAGGAAUAGAAGCGGGGGCAAGGAUGAUCAAAUGGGAUCAAGAGGGGAAGAUGAAUGGAAGAAUCUGGAGGAGUUGCUUGAGAAUGAGGAAGAAGAGGAGACUGGGAGGGGUAGGAGCGGCAGGAAAGGGAGAAAAGCGAAGAAAAGGUGA